AAAUGACAUGCAACCCGCCGUUGCUGAUAGAAGUGCUACUAGACUACUAUCGCAUUGCCCCCCUCAGAUCGCGACCAGUAUUCGUUCUAUAUCGUCAAUGAUCUCAACGAAGACGAUGCAUAUAAAAAAUUGCCACUGCCCGCCCCCUCGUCCCCCUUCCGAUUCUACGCAGGCACGCCAUUGACAACGACGAAGAAGGAAAAUAUCGGGACCUUUUUCGUGCUAGACACGGAACCGCGAAAUGGUCUGACGGAUAGUGAGAAGUCGACCAUGGGGACGCUCGCCACCUUGGUCAUGGACUACCUGAGAGUCAGCCGGCAAGCAUCAGAGGGACGGCGCGCCGCACGAUUAUCCCAUGGGCUAGCCUGUUUUGUUGAGGGGAGCUCCAGUCUGGUUAAUACGCCUUCGACCAAGACUCUCAAGCUGCCAACUCCGUUAACCUCUGCGGGAACAUCUCGCGCCGAUUCCUUGUGUACCAACACCCCGCCUUUAUCCUCACGCGGCCGUGGAAGCAGUAGAGAGGGUGGUGCCGGUAGGUCACGCAGCGGUGGUGCAGAGUUGGAACGGUGCAGCACUGUGUCGGAAGAGAAGGCGGAAACGGGUUCAUCCGACAUAACGCUGCCCGAAUGGCUCAACGGCAAAGGUGAAGCGAAAAUCGGGCCGGAGGAGGUGCAUGGCAAUCUGUGGGCGUUCCGGAGAGCGGCCAAUUUGCUUCGGGAGAGUCUGGAAAUCGGACAGGAAGGCGGCGUGAUUUUCUUGGAGAGCAGCUCAAGCCCCUGGCUCGAUGUCGAUUCGGGAAGGGAUGACUACUUCGCCGAGGCCAUCGCCCCAGCACCUGUUCUGGCUGUGUCCACCAACGACGAGCCAUUUGCACCGGAACCAGGGUCGACGGCGUCCUGUGAAGCAGCCAACUUCAGCCGUCGCUUUCUACAGCAGUUGCUGAAGCGUUAUCCGAAGGGGAAGAUCUGGAGCUUCCACGAUGAUCGGACUCUGUUCACGUCGGAUGAUGAAAAAUCUCAUGAGGAUGCGCCGGAGGACUCUCAACCCUCUGUCAAAACCACCAAAGCUCCGGAAAUGAAAGCAAGGGAGAAAAAGAAGUGGAAAUCGACAGAAACUGCAAUGCUCAACGCCUACUUCCCCGGUGCUAAUCAGAUCCUCUUCGUCCCUCUCUGGAACCCUGCCAGUUCCCAGUGGUUCGCCGGGUGCUUCUGCUGGAACAAGGUCGAGACGCAAGUUUUCUCCUCUGCAGUGGAGCUGAGCUCAGUGAUGGGCUUUGGCUCGUCCAUCAUGGCAGAAUGCAGCCGCGUGGAGUCUUUGAUCGCGGAUCGCCAGAAGGGGGAUUUCAUCGGCAGCAUUUCACAUGAGCUACGAAGCCCUCUUCAUGGCAUCCUAGCCGCCGCAGAGUUCCUCGAUGGGACGCACCUCAACGAUUUCCAGAAAUCCCUACUGGAUACGAUCAAUGCCUGCGGACGGACGCUGCUGGAUACGAUGAAUCAGGUCCUAGAUUUCAGCAAGAUUGUGGCACUGGAAAAGAGCUGGCGAUUGAUGAGACGUAGCAAGGACACGCCACGGGAGAUCAAGAGCUCCGAGAAUAUUUCUGCUUACUUGGAUACGUACGUCGCAACGGAUGUGGCGCUCUUAGCGGAAGAAGUGGUGGAAGGUGUCUGUCUGGGUCACUCGUAUGGGCGAGUCAGCACGGCAGGCGACGUGGCUCUCCCCGGCGACCGCGAUAGUCGAUCCCUGUCGCAGCUUCGAGAAGCCAGCGACCGUCCUGGCCUCCAGAUCAUUCUCGAUGUGGCCAAUGGGGACUGGACUUAUAAGACUCAGCCGGGUGCGCUGCGUCGGAUCAUCAUGAAUAUUUUCGGAAACGCCAUGAAAUAUACGGAUAAAGGACUGAUCACAGUGCGAUUGGAGUCAACAGUUAUCGGAAAUAUCUCUCCCACGACUCCCACAGGAUCAAACAAGAAAGAGAUUGUCGUUGUGACCGUGUCAGACACCGGGAAGGGCAUCUCAGAUGAGUUCCUCCGCGGCCGCCUAUACACGCCUUUUGCUCAAGAAGAUACCUUGGCUGUUGGAACAGGCAUGGGCUUGUCUAUCGUACGGAGCAUCGUCAAGACUCUUGGUGGCAGCAUUCAUAUUCGCAGUCGCCCCGGGGAGGGUACCACUGUCAGAGUGUCAUUGCCCCUAGGGCGACCAGGAGUAGAUGACGUUGUACCGGAGACGCCCCGAUUGCAGAGGAGCCCAAAGGAUAUGUGCGUCGCACUCCGUCAGCUCCAGGAGAGUUACAAGGGUCGGAAAGUUGCCAUCUAUGGGUAUAACUCAGAGUCUGUUCACGCUGAUACGGACCGGCUGACUAUUCUUGCGCGCUAUGUCACCGAUUGGUUUGGUCUGGAUCUUGUCAAUUGGCCGCCUACCUGCCCGAUCGAUGUUCUUCUUGCAGACGAAAAUGUCAACGUCGAGGAUGUGAAACACCAGGUUCCGGCAUAUCUACCAUGUGUUCUGAUCCUCUGGAGCAAUACGAUCAACUACAACAAGACAACCAGAGAUUGGUCAACCCUUGCGACUUUCGUGGACUUUAUCCACAGGCCGACAGGGCCCCAUAAACUGUCCAGAGCUCUUGUCCGAUGUCUGGGGCGAUCUCGGGCCCCGCUUCCCAUUUCCAAGACAGUGCAGGAUCAACGCACUAUGCUGUUGGAAAAUGCAGGGCCAACGGGCCUGUCGCCAGACGAUCAACCGAAGACGGCAGGUAGAUCGAAGAGUUCAGAUGUUUCGCAGCGAUCACAGACGAGCUCACCUCAGGAGGGCAUCACAUCACCGGCUGCGCCUGGUGUGACAGAUCUGUCUUAUCCAACGUCAUCGGGAGAUUCACAGCGCUCUCUCGAAAUUCGGGAAGGACGGUUUGCAAGGAGAUCCCUACCCACGGUCCCCAUCAUUGAUACAGAAAACCCUCUUGCUGCUCGCCCACCUGCGCCUUCUCUGUCAGGUAGAAGUAGCUCCGUUGAAUCCAACCGGGCCACACGAGUCCUUGUCGUGGAUGACAACCGAAUCAAUCUGCGGUUGAUGCUCACAUUCAUGAAGAAACGAGACUUCGCCGUUUUGGAUGCGGCUGAAAAUGGCAAGAUGGCAGUCGAUGCCGUGGAGCGCAUGCAGGAGGGGUACAAUAUUAUCUUUAUGGACAUCUCGAUGCCUGUGAUGAACGGUUUCGAAGCGACACGAGCGAUUCGCGCUCUAGAGAGAGAGCGUGACGGCUGUGGCCCUGCCACGAUCAUCGCGCUAACUGGACUGACGAGUGCUCGCGACGAGACCGAAGCACUAUCGUCAGGAGUGGAUCUGUUCCUGACCAAGCCAAUUUCUUUCAAAGAAGUCUCUCGGCUAUUAGACGAAUGGCAGCAGAAGCCACGUGAUGGAUUGCUCUCCCCGUCUUCCGAGGAGGACAAAGAGCAAGAGAAAAAGUCAUAAUAAUACGUUACGCACCGGCUGUAGAUCAGCCGAUGUUUUAUGAGUUGAUAUCACGAGCAUACGGGGGGAUGGUAUCAGCGGCGUUCUGGUG
This is a messenger RNA of Paecilomyces variotii, 3550 nucleotides long. RefSeq names its product signal transduction histidine kinase. Gene Ontology annotation, molecular function: histidine phosphotransfer kinase activity; phosphorelay sensor kinase activity. Bases 271 to 3459 code for a protein of 1062 amino acids. Gene Ontology annotation, biological process: protein autophosphorylation; phosphorelay signal transduction system. NCBI's taxonomy places the organism in Eukaryota, Fungi, Ascomycota, Eurotiomycetes, Eurotiales, Thermoascaceae. The transcript has 2 exons. The record is from RefSeq and is a predicted model, not a curated record.